UUAAAUUUUCAAUCAAUGUGCAUGUAGUCUGAACUAAAACAGCUUUAGGAUGUCUGUAUUGUAUAUAUGGAAGAUAACAGGAUACAUAAUAUAUAUGAUAAUUCAAAUAUAAAUAUAAUUCAAAAUAACCGUAAAAACAAUUAUUUGUAUACAUCCACACAAAUACCUGAGCAAAACCAAAACCUUAGAUAUAGCUCGGCUAAUUAUGUACAACAUUCGCAAAAUAUUUCUUCGUUAGAUGCAUAUAUAAAUUCUAAUCAAGUUAAAGCAAAUAUUCUUAAUGAAAGUAAUAAAGUGAUGCUUAAAAGAGAAUUAGAUCAGCGUUUUUUGAAUAUGAUGAGAUAUUCUAUUCCUGAGAAUAAUUUUCCUUCAUAUUACAAUCUACAACCAAAUUACAAUUUUCCCACAUACAUCCCAUAUAUGUGUCAAAUUCCUAAUAAUUAUAAAUUUCUGAAUUCUGAUGUGACCAAUGGUUGGCAAAAUGGGUUUGAUAUAGGAAACAUUGCCUAUGAUAAUAAAUAUAAUUCCUGUGUUACCUCUGUAAUCAAUGAAUCCUCCCUUGAUCAUUAUAGCUAUGAAUCAAUAUCAACUCCUUUUGAUCCAAAUCAAAUUAGCACACCUAAAAUUUCAUUGCCUAGUCAGAAACUUUUAAAAACUAAUCAAUCAUUACAUUUGCCCAAUCAUUCAACAUGUGCAAUAGCAACCAACAAUUCCAUCUGUAAUGAUAAUUGCAAAGGACUCAGAAAGAAAAAGAAAAGAUCUCUUGAACCCGAAAAGAGCGCAGAAAGUGAUCGACGUUUGCCAAUCAUGAACCAAAAGAAAGCCAGUGGUUGGGCCCUUCAUAUUCAUUUAGCGUGGCUCAUACAUUACCACCAAGAAUAUAGCAAAAUAAACCACCUGAACCCGAAUCUAUCGCAGUCCAAUAGUCACGACAAUUGCACCUUCAAAAAACUUCAAAAAAUGGUCAACGAAUCGUAUAACGUUAGCGGUUUAUUCGGUCAGCCGCUGCCUAAAACAAUAUUUAAGGAGAAUAUGAACGAAUCCAACUUAACGAUAGGCACAGUUAAGAAAUCCAGUUUUACUCCCAUUUCUCGUAACAUUGUUUAAAAAAAAUUUUCAUUUUUGCAAAAAAUUCAAAUUGUGAAAAACGAAACGACGACACUGCUAGUAAAAUAAUAUUAAAAACAGGGUAAAAUAUUUUUUAUUUAUAAAAAAACAAAAUUAUCACAUUACAACAGGGUAUUUUAGUCAUCAUAACAUUAAAAAUAGAACAUUUAUAUUUUUUUUCGAUAUUUAAUUUCAUUUUUAAUAACUAAUUUUA
This is a messenger RNA of Gordionus sp. m RMFG-2023, 1321 nucleotides long. RefSeq lists its product as uncharacterized. The coding region runs from base 67 to 1107 and encodes 346 amino acids. The transcript is spliced from 3 exons. The record is from RefSeq and is a predicted model, not a curated record. Lineage: Eukaryota; Metazoa; Nematomorpha; Gordioida; Chordodea; Parachordodidae.